Molecule: messenger RNA, 555 nt
Organism: Boeremia exigua
Lineage: Eukaryota; Fungi; Ascomycota; Dothideomycetes; Pleosporales; Didymellaceae
Product: 40S ribosomal protein S20
Exons: 3
Coding region: 38-331 (97 amino acids)
Cellular component (GO): cytosolic small ribosomal subunit
Molecular function (GO): structural constituent of ribosome
Source: RefSeq, a predicted model, not a curated record
GACCUGUUCAAACCACUCCGACAACACAACCGACAAAAUGGCUCCCUCAGCAACCGGAGGCAAGAAGCAGAAGAAGAAGUGGUCCAAGGGCAAGGUCAAGGACAAGGCCCAGCACGCUGUUGUCUUCGACAAGAACGUCACCGACAGGCUCAACAAGGAUGUCCAGUCCUACCGUCUGAUCACCGUUGCCACCCUCGUCGAUCGUCUCAAGAUCAACGGUUCGCUCGCCAGGAAAGCCCUCAAGGACCUUGAGGCCAACGGCCAGAUCAAGAAGGUUGUCAGCCACUCGAAGUUGACCGUCUACACCCGCGCUGUCGGUGAUGCCGAGUAAAUCCAUCUCCUAGCGAACACGAAGUAGACGCGACCAUCGGUGCUCUUUUCAGCUUUUCAACGACAUUCCUCUUUCCCAGUUUCCAAUCGGCGUCAUCACGAACGGGUCUUCGCGGACAAUAGGGCAUGAAAGGAGGACAGGCGGAGGUACAGCACCGCGCCUGUAGGCCGUGUCGGUUAUGUAUUGAAUGAAAAAAGAUAUCCGAACUGAAUGGUUUCCGCAAU